AUGGCAAAGAGGAUAGAAAGCCCAAAGAGGCUGGACGGGUUGGAGAGGCCACAAAGGCCAGAAGGGUUGGCGAGCGAUGCAGAGACGCUCGCCGAGCUGCUCGAGCGCAACAGCGAGAUUCAGAAGGUGGAUGCGGCGGAUGCGCAGAUUCAGCACGCUGCUUCAAGGGAAGACGUGCCGGUUGAGCCAAAGGCAGCGGACGCAGGAAAGAGGGAAAAGCACAAGAAAAAGGAGAAAAAGGAGAAGAGAGAAAAGAAGGACAAGAAGCAGAGGGAUAAGAAGGAUAAAAAGGAGGGAAAGGAAGCAAAGGAAAAACGAGACAGAAGGCAUGAGCCCAAGCAAAGAGAGGCAGACGUGGGUGGGAACCUGGAACCAGAACCCGGUAGCCUUGAUGCCAAGGCGUUGGAGAUGAAGCUUUGGCGCCGGGAGGCCAAGGAGAUGCGGCGCCAGCAGCGGGCGCUGAAGCGAGAGGAGCGGCAGUUCAUGAGGGCGGAGAUGGAGGAGCUGGCGCAAGAGGCUGAGGGUCUCGAGGCGAUCGACCAACUCAUCGAGGAGCAGCUGGUGAAGGAGCUCAAUGAACUGGAGCGCCUCAGGAAGCAGGCCAAGACGAAGCGCGUGCUCCCCGCGACGGCCAGCGUUGAGGGCGUGGAGGUGGAGGGCGCGGAGGGUGCUGUGGACGGCGCAGAUGCAGAGGGCACCGAGUCCACACUGCCGAUGCCGAACGACCCCAUGAACCCGCUCAACGCAGCCUAUGACAUGCGUGCAUAUGAACUGCUCCGGAAGCUGCGUCUUGAUGAAGAGCAUCAAAUCUCGCAGAUCGCCCUGGAUGAGCCGGAGUGGGACCAUUUGGGCUACUUGCGGCGCUCUCCGUCUCCAUGCCGUUUACGCACGAAGGGCGCCAUGUGGCCCACCCGCAAGGGUGCCUGGCGCAGCCGUGCUGGCGGGGUUUAUUUGCCUCCGGAGAAUGCGGAGGAGCGGCCAGGCUCGCGCAGCCCCAGUCCGGCCAAGUGGAUGUACCCCGAGGAGUUCAACCGACCCGUGCAGAGCCAUGGCUGGGUUUUUUGCACAUGGGGCUUUGGGUGA
Effrenium voratum is the source of this 1083-nucleotide messenger RNA. The record is from the annotation of a GenBank genome assembly. NCBI's taxonomy places the organism in Eukaryota, Dinophyceae, Suessiales, Symbiodiniaceae.